Messenger RNA from Elephantulus edwardii (Cape elephant shrew), 972 nucleotides. It is a transcript of the gene NKX2-5, whose product is annotated as NK2 homeobox 5. The transcript has 2 exons. The record is from RefSeq and is a predicted model, not a curated record. Gene Ontology annotation, biological process: cell differentiation; regulation of transcription by RNA polymerase II. Gene Ontology annotation, cellular component: nucleus. The coding region runs from base 1 to 972 and encodes 323 amino acids. Lineage: Eukaryota; Metazoa; Chordata; Mammalia; Macroscelidea; Macroscelididae. Gene Ontology annotation, molecular function: DNA-binding transcription factor activity, RNA polymerase II-specific; RNA polymerase II cis-regulatory region sequence-specific DNA binding.
AUGUUCCCCAGCCCCGCGCUCACACCCACGCCGUUCUCUGUCAAAGACAUCCUGAACCUGGAGCAGCAACAACGCAGCCUGGCCGCCGGGGAACUCUCGGCGCGCCUGGAGGCCACCCUGGCGCCGGCCUCCUGCAUGCUGGCGGCCUUCAAGCCCGAGGCCUACGCGGGGCCCGAGGCUGCAGCUCCCGGCCUCCCGGAGCUGCGCGCCGAGCUGGGCCCCGCGCCUUCGCCCGCUAAGUGCGUCCCUGCCUUUCCCACCACACCCGCAUUCUACCCGCGUGCUUACGGCGACCCCGACCCUGCCAAGGACCCUCGGGCCGAUAAGAAAGAGCUGUGCGCGCUACAGAAGGCGGUGGAGCUGGACAAGCCCGAGGCGGACGGUGCUGAGCGGCCCCGAGCGCGGAGGCGACGGAAGCCGCGGGUGCUCUUUUCGCAGGCCCAGGUCUAUGAGCUGGAGCGACGCUUCAAGCAGCAGCGGUACCUUUCGGCUCCUGAGCGAGACCAGCUGGCCAGCGUGCUGAAACUCACGUCCACGCAGGUCAAGAUCUGGUUCCAGAACCGGCGCUACAAAUGCAAGCGGCAGCGGCAGGACCAGACUCUGGAGCUGGUGGGGCUGCCCCCGCCGCCGCCGCCGCCCGCGCGCAGGAUCGCCGUGCCGGUGCUGGUACGCGAUGGCAAGCCUUGCCUGGGGGACUCGGCGCCCUACGCGCCCGCUUACGGCGUGGGCCUCAACGCCUAUGGCUAUAACGCCUAUCCCGCCUACCCGGGGUACGGCGGUGCGGCCUGCAGCCCGGGGUACAGCUGCGCCGCCGCUUACCCCGCAGGCCCGCCCCCCGCGCAGCCAGCCACGGCCGCCGCCAAUAACAACUUCGUGAACUUCGGCGUGGGGGACUUGAACACGGUGCAGAGCCCAGGGAUCCCGCAGGGCAACUCGGGGGUGUCCACGCUGCACGGUAUCCGAGCCUGGUAG